UUCGUCCCCUCAAGUCCCGCCCACGAAUAACGUUGAGGGUUGCGAAUACAGUUCAACCUAACUUGAUCCGUGUGACGGGACGUAUGAUUGGUCGGAUUUCCCAUUGGCUAGCCCAUCCGUCAAUCGUUACCAUAGGAAUCGGGUUUGGUUGUCAAGCCGACGGAAGCGCGAGCGGAACCUUCAUGAAGUUUUUCAUCGAAAAUGUGAAGCAAUCGGAAACCAGCGGCCGACUCGAGUCGAUUCCACUGCAACCCGACCAGCUCCUGAGGGCGACACCGGUUAGGAGUACCGGCUUAGACAACGCGAACCCUCGGGAGACGCACCAGGGAGAGGAAAGGAAAAGGGAGAAAAAGGCACACACACACACGCACCAGAGUAGGCAGUGAUAGUGUCUCAGCCAUCAGAGGGGAAGGAGAGGGACACACACGCAGAGGACUGGCCAGGAGUAGUGUCUGAACCAUCAGAGAGGAGGGAGAGGGACACACUCACAUUGGGCACAGCGUCUUGUCCAAUAGAAGAUCCCUGGGUAAAGGACGUACACAUACACUAGGGUGUGAGGAGAUAAUAUACUUCAACCAUCAGAAGGGGAGGGAAAGAUACAAGUUUACUUAUCAGAAGGAAACAGGCACCAGGGUGGGGAGAAGAAUUGUCCUUAUUGGAGGGGCACAAUGCAUUAAGCAGCGAAAGUGGGACCCGACCUCUGUCAGAUUGGGAUACACAUACAGGAAGAAUUAGACAGAGAAAUAUACACCAACGGAUUGAUCGGGCAAAACUGACUGAGCCCAGAGACAGUCAGAGAGAGAGAGAGAGAAAAAAAAGUGCAGGGAAAAGCUCAUCCAGAAGCAUCAGAGGGAGGGGGAGGAAACAAGUGCUUAGGAAUCGAGACAUAGGGUGAAGAAGCACAGUGGGGAAUUGUGAAAUAUUGUAAUCGUCUGCAUUGCAGCAAUUCCGCUGCAAAAGUGUUUGGAACUGUGAUCUUGAACUUUGGAGCCCCGUGCUUUUGAACUGCUAAUUGUUAGCCUUUCUGUUGUUGCUAAUCAUGGGCCUACCAGCACUGGAAUUCAGCGAUUGUUACCUGGACAGCCCGCAUUUCCGGGAUAAAAUCAAGUUUCACGAGGCAGAGCUGGAAAAAACAAACAAGUUCAUUAAAGCUCUGAUUAAAGAUGGAAAAGCAUUGAUUCAGGCAAUGAAAAAUCUGUCCGUCGCAAAGAGGAAGUUUGCAGAAUCGUUAAAUGAAUUUAAGUUUCAGUGCAUUGGAGAUGCAGAGACGGAUGAUGAGAUCUGUAUAGCAAAAUCACUUCAAGAAUUUGCAGGAGUUCUAAAAAAUCUUGAAGAUGAGCGAGGACGUUUGAUUGAGAAUGCUGGAGAUGUCCUCAUCAGUCCAUUGGAACGGUUCCGGAAGGAACAAAUUGGAGUUGCAAAAGAGGCAAAGAAGAAAUAUGAUAAGGAAACAGAAAAGUACUGCAAUGUGCUGGAAAAACAUUUAAAUCUGUCAUCAAAAAAAAAGGAUUCUCAUCUUCAAGAGGCAGACAGCCAAGUAGAUGUCAUUCGUCAACGUUUCUAUGAAGUCUCACUGGAAUAUGUACUGAAAGUGCACGAGGUCCAAGAGCGAAAGAUGUUUGAGUUUGUGGAACCAUUGCUUGCAUUCUUACAAGGACUCUUUACGUUUUAUCACCAUGGUUAUGAACUAGCAAAAGACUUUGGACAUUUUAAAACCCAGCUUCAGAUCAGCAUUCAGAAUACACGAGACCGGUUUGAAGGUACACGAUCUGAAGUUGAAUCAUUAAUGAAAAAAAUGAAGGAGAACCCUCAAGAACAUCAGAGUAUCAGCCCUUACACAAUGGAAGGCUACCUUUUCAUACAGAAAAAAAGUCCUUUUGGAUCCAGUUGGGUAAAGCACUACUGUACAUAUCAAAAAGAAUCAAAGCAAGUUACCAUGGUGCCAUUUGACCAGAAAACUGGAGGAAAGAUAGGGGACGAAGAAGUAUUUAUCCUAAAGUCAUGCAUUAGAAGAAAAACUGACUCCAUUGAGAAGAGGUUUUGUUUUGAUGUAGAAGGAGCAGACAGGGCAACCGUGAUCACCAUGCAAGCACUCUCUGAGGAAGACAGAAGGCUGUGGAUGGAAGCCAUGGAUGGUAGAGAACCAGUAUACAAUUUGAAUAAGGACAAUCCAAUAAGUGAAGGUGCUGCUCAACUGGACAAGAUUGGAUUUGAUUUAGUGAAGAAAUGCAUACAUGCAGUUGAAGAAAGAGGAAUUAAUGAACAGGGCCUGUACCGAAUAGUUGGUGUUAAUUCUCGAGUACAAAAAUUGUUAGGUUUAUUAAUGGGAACAGCCGAUAUAGACCUUGAAAGCUCAUCUGAGUGGGAGAUAAAAACAAUUACCAGCACACUUAAACAUUAUCUGAGAGUGCUUCCAGCUCCAUUGAUGACAUUCCAAUUACAACAUAGCUUUAUCAAAGCAGCGAAGUUGGACAAUCCAGAAUCAAGACUGUCUGAGAUACAUAAAUAUGUUCAUCGGCUGCCAGAGAAGAACAAGGCGAUGUUGGAAAUAACUAUAAAACAUCUGGCAAAGGUGUCCAGUAACCACAAACAAAAUCUGAUGACAGUGGCAAACCUAGGUGUGGUGUUUGGACCGACACUGUUUAGACCUCAGGAGGAGACUGUAGCAGCAAUCAUGGAUAUCAAGUUUCAGAAUAUAGUUGUUGAGAUCUUAAUAGAAAAUUAUGAAAAGAUUUUCAAAAUAAUUCCAGAAACUGCAACAAUUCAAUCAAAUCCAUCAUUAAAUUCUGUGCAGAAGAAAAGUUCUGAGCCUAAAACUGCCUUGUGCAGCCAAAGACCUUUAAUGUUGUUUCAGACAACAUCAAAUGAAAAUGAGAAGCAGAACAGCAUUGCAGUCUCCAGUAAUGUAUCUGUGUUUGUUCCAACUGUGAAUGCCUCAUCCAGUUCUAAAACCAAUCGACAAAGCGUGCAUAGUCUGGGAUCUAGUGACACUGAGGUGUGUGCAUUGAAACUGGAUCGACCAAAUUCUUUGGCCAUGUGGUCAGGUUAUGCAACUCUGGCAGCAAGAUUCAGAAAAAGAUUAAAUCCCAAACGGAAACCCAGUCUCACUAGUCCUCUUCCUCCCAGUCCCAGCUCACCACUCUCACCCACAUGGCCCAUGGUUUCUGCACCUUCAAGUCCAGUUCCUGUUUCCUCCAGUGACUCUUCCCCUCUCAGUUCCCAAAAUCGCAAAGCUCGAGCCCUUUAUGCAUGUAAAGCAGAGCAUGACUCAGAAUUAUCCUUCAGCGCUGGAACCAUCUUUGAGAAUGUUCAUUCAUCUCGGGAACCUGGUUGGCUUGAAGGAACACUGGAUGGGAAGACUGGACUAAUUCCAGAAAAUUAUGUUGAGUUUCUAUAGCCAAAUAUGUGCAACAUUAUAGCUGAGAAUUACAUGGUAUCCAUGGGAAUCAAUGAAGAUAUGAACAUUAUUUCAGUUUUGGCAUUUUAUUCUAUUGCAGAAAUGCAGUGAGGAUAUUGAGUGAACUGGAGAUUAUUUUCAAUUCAAGCUUAUAAUGUCCUGUAUGGAUAUGAUUCACCAUUAAUUUAUCAAACCAGAGCCUGUAAUUAUUUCAUAAGUAUUUUGUUUUUACUUCAAAUACUUAUGUUUGUGAAAGUAGGAUUUAUUUUAUCUGAACUAGACAGUAGAAUGUAUAUAAUGUAGAUAUUCAUUCUACUUAACUGUUGCAAAUAUCUGUAUGAUGUAUGUAGUAUGAAAUGGGGGUUUUAAUUUGGAAAGUGGGUUUACCAUUUCUUCAACCUAAAGUAUUGGAUUCACAUAUUUUGAUGAUACAAUUGAAAUACGGCAUUACAGAAAUGCAAGUGGCUCGGCAAUGGUCACAUUAAUGGUCAAAUAGGUAUAAUGAAGUGAAGGUGAAUUAUUGUCCAUUUCAUUAUUUUUAAAGCAUAAUCAUUUAUAUGGCAAACAUUACUUAUCUAUUUUUCAAAUUACACAUUAAUUUCAUAUUUUUAAAAAUAUGUUUAACAUAAAAUUUAAUACUUUCCAUGUUGUAAAAGAAGAAAUGAAUUUUAAGGAUGGAAAUGUUAAAGUAUAGAUAUGUUUAAAUAUAAGUGUUUUUAACAUUUUAAAAAAAGACAAUCAGCCAGCAAGUGGAAGACAUUUCUAUUGACUUUGGCAUUCCACUUAUGAAUAAACUGCUUUGAGAUGGUAACAGAAAACAUUUCUGUUAAGUUUACUAUACAUGCUUUGGCAGCUAAUAUUUUAAUUGCUUAAGGUAACAACUGCACAGAACUGAUCAAGUUUAGGAUAAAUUUAAUGAUUUCAACAAAUCACCUUUGAAGCCUGGAAUUUCAAAUCAAACACAGAUUUGCAUUUAUAGAAUAUAAUCUAUUCCAGUAUCAGAUAUAUUGUACCAAAGGUUUUCCAUCAGAUUUUUAAAAAUAGAACCUCCUGCCUUGAUUUGACAGUAUGUAUGAGCAUGCAUAAAGAACUAUGAGCUGCGUGUGUGUGCGUGUACGUGCGUGUACAUGUCUUGAGUGCGCCUUAAAACAAGCUUCUGCCUAAUCUACUCAUCUUGCAGAUCUAACUUCUUCACAGAAUAGAUAUUCAACUGCUAGUUAGAAGCAAGUUGAAAAGAAAUAGGUAAUGAAAAUCUGAGGGAAGAAACACCAUCCUUCAUGGUCUUUAUCUAUUCUGCUUGUGGAAAUUAUUUGCUAUAAAACAAACAACCACUUCUUUCUGCUCUUAACAAAGUUUGACUUUUUAAAGAUUUAAAUCUAUAGCAGUUAUUUUGUUUUAGGAACUGUAUCUAAUUUUAAAGUUUUCUUUUAAACUCAUUACUUCUAACUUAAUCGUGCUAAUACUGCUGAAGCCUGUGUUUUGUGAUAAUUAAUGAAUUUUGUUGCAAUGGUUGAAAUAGUUCUACAUUAUUUACACUCUAGUAGUUCUUCACUCAACUAUCAGUUGCCAAUAAAA
Molecule: messenger RNA, 4972 nt
Organism: Mobula hypostoma (lesser devil ray)
Lineage: Eukaryota; Metazoa; Chordata; Chondrichthyes; Myliobatiformes; Myliobatidae
Product: rho GTPase-activating protein 26-like
Exons: 25
Coding region: 1040-3397 (785 amino acids)
Biological process (GO): signal transduction
Cellular component (GO): cytoplasm
Molecular function (GO): GTPase activator activity; protein binding
Source: RefSeq, a predicted model, not a curated record